Molecule: messenger RNA, 2287 nt
Organism: Castor canadensis (American beaver)
Lineage: Eukaryota; Metazoa; Chordata; Mammalia; Rodentia; Castoridae
Source: RefSeq, a predicted model, not a curated record
CCCGCCCGGAGCCCGGUGCCGUCGCCCUGUCGCCCCCGCCGGCCAUGCGCCGACGCGGGCAUGAGCCCGCUCCACGGUCCCGCCGAGCAAGCAAGCGCCCUCGGCCCGGGCCAAGGCGCCCAGGUCAGUGCUGAGACCCAGGAGGUGGGAACCCGCUGCUGCUUCUGGAAGUGGAGCUGAACCAGGCACAGGGGGAAGGAGCUGCUAGAACAAUGCUGAGGCGGGUGAGGUGAGAAGCAGCCUGAGGACCCAGCUGGACAGAGCGACUGGAACAGGUGAUCCGAGGAGCCCCAGACCGGACUACCUGGGUACCCCUCCCUGCCUCCUCGGCCCAGCCCAGCGCCCCAAACACAGUGGGGCCACCAUGGCGACCAAUUUCAACGACAUCGUCAAACAAGGCUAUGUGAAGAUGAAGAGCAGGAAGCUUGGGAUCUACCGGAGGUGCUGGCUGGUGUUCCGGAAAUCCUCCAGCAAGGGGCCUCAGCGGCUGGAGAAGUAUCCGGAUGAGAAGUCCGUGUGCCUCCGAGGCUGCCCCAAGGUGACUGAGAUCAGCAAUGUCAAGUGUGUCACCCGGCUCCCCAAGGAGACCAAACGGCAGGCAGUGGCCAUCAUAUUCACGGAUGACUCAGCGCGGACCUUCACCUGUGACUCAGAACUGGAGGCAGAAGAGUGGUACAAGACACUGUCUGUGGAAUGUCUGGGGUCACGGCUCAAUGACAUCAGUCUGGGAGAGCCCGACCUCCUAGCUGCUGGGGUACAGAGUGAGCAGACAGAUCGAUUCAAUGUCUUCCUGCUCCCCUGCCCCAACCUGGAUGUGUAUGGCGAGUGCAAGCUACAGAUCACCCAUGAGAACAUCUACCUCUGGGACAUCCACAACCCCCGCGUGAAGCUCGUCUCGUGGCCCCUCUGCUCCUUGCGUCGCUAUGGCAGGGAUACCACACGCUUUACCUUUGAGGCAGGCCGGAUGUGCGAUGCUGGGGAAGGGCUCUACACCUUUCAGACGCAGGAAGGGGAGCAGAUUUAUCAGCGGGUCCACAGUGCCACCCUGGCCAUCGCUGAGCAGCACAAGCGGGUCCUGCUGGAAAUGGAGAAGAACGUGAGGCUGCUGAACAAAGGCACUGAGCAUUACUCCUAUCCCUGCACACCCACCACCAUGCUGCCCCGCAGUGCUUAUUGGCACCACAUCACGGGUUCCCAGAACAUCGCUGAAGCCUCCAGCUUUGCCGGUGAGGGGUAUGGAGCAGCCCAGGCCAGCUCGGAAACGGACCUCCUCAACAGAUUCAUACUGCUAAAGCCAAAGCCCAGCCAGGAGGACAGCAACGAGGUCAAGACCCCUUCCCAGUGACAGCAGGACCGUGGGUGCUGAUGACUGCUGGGCUGCCUAUUGAAGGGCGGACUACAGUGUCCCGUGGACAGCCUCCAGAGGCUGUGGACCAAGAGCCUGAGAAGGGGAGCAAGCUGUUCCCUCCUUGCCCCCUGGGUGAGGCUGGACCAAGGCAAAGGGCUGGCCACACCGCCUGAGCAUGUGUGAGGGGCUGGAGCUACCGCGGACUAUAUACUUUAAUGAUUUUAAUAUAUAUGGCUUAUGACAUAUUCUAUAUUAAUGAGAUUCCCCCUCUAUCCCUCCUCACCAACACACAUUUUUUUAAUCCCAUGACCAGGUCAUGGUCAUGACUAUUUUUGAGGAUGACUGGCUGUUUUUGUCCUCCAUGGUACGGCCCUCCUAUUGCCAGGACCCACUUGAGCUGCGGGGGCCAGAGGGGGAACAAUCAGAACUCAAGGCUGGUGCUGCCUAUUGGUUUUUCUCAAGUAGCCCAGGGGCCAAGACAGCAGGUGGCUUUUCAGUUCCUCUGGGCCUGGAAUGGCACAAGAAGGAUAUGAAUUUCUACUGUGCCACUUGGCAGCCUUGCACUUUGGAGUUUUAAGCAGAGGUGACAUCUAGUUUUAAAAUGUAAUUUCUGCACAGGCUCCUUCCUGCUCAGUAAGCUGAGAUGCCCUCAGGAUAGGGGGUCCAGAUUACCUUGGCCUAGAGGAUAGCUGGGGCUACUUCCUGCCAGGCAGGGCCAGGCGGGAAGGCUGCAGCAGGACUGCUGUGGGGAGCACCCCUGCUGCCCCCUCUCACUGGCCAAGGGUGGCCAGCAGAGUCUCUCACCCUGAGCUUGGCCGCCCUGUGCCAGAGCACUCAGAAACCAAGACCUUGCCAUCUCCUCCCCACAUGGUGCUGAGGCUCCCUGCUGAAAUGCAAUUAAAGCAAUUGAUUUUCUAGUGCUGGUAUUUAUUGACUACC